This is a messenger RNA of Stegostoma tigrinum, 4055 nucleotides long. Its product is annotated as caspase-1-like. NCBI's taxonomy places the organism in Eukaryota, Metazoa, Chordata, Chondrichthyes, Orectolobiformes, Stegostomatidae. The record is from RefSeq and is a predicted model, not a curated record. Gene Ontology annotation, molecular function: cysteine-type endopeptidase activity. Gene Ontology annotation, biological process: regulation of apoptotic process; proteolysis. The transcript has 9 exons. The coding region runs from base 33 to 1322 and encodes 429 amino acids.
GAGUCUUGGGUUUAGCCGCCUUGCUGAUAUAUAUGGUCACUGCUUUCCUUCCCGGCUGCUCCUCUGGUCCUCGUCACUUCCUCUGCUGCUCCCGCUCCUUCUCUGAAAGAGGAAAAACACCGCUGCCCGCUACCGACCAAAGACUGAAGCUCCUGAGAACAGAUUUAGUGAAUGGACUCACCAAGGGAGUCAUUGAUGAUCUCGUGGAUGAAAUGCAAGAGGCGAGCGUGAUCAACACGUCAGAAUCAGAAGAAAUUCUCCAAGCUCAAGCAACAACGAAAAACAAGGCUCGAUGUCUCAUAGACACCAUUUCAAGAAAGGGACCCCGAGCCAGUGAAAAAUUUAUUGACAGUCUGAACAAAGCAGACAAAGAGCUAUGUGUGAAACUGAGCCUUUGUCUGGUAAAAACAGAUGCAUCGAGUUCUGAUUCAAAGCAAACCUCCGAGACUUCAGCAGGCAUUGGAUCUGUUGUCCCAACCACUUCCACUUUAACAACACCAGAAUUACCCACAUCUCAUGAGUGGAUAACUCCGUGCACACAACGGUACUAUGAGGAGAUUUCUCAGAAGACAAACGAGGUAUACCAGAUAUUGCCAAAACAGGGAAGGAAACGUUUGGCUAUACUGAUUAAUAACAUUGAUUUUGAGAAACCUGAAAUGAAGAGGAAGGGUGCAGAGGUAGAUGAAGAACAAAUGCAGAAACUGCUAAAUGGCUUUGGCUACCAAGUGGAAAAGCACAAUAAUUUAACAGGCGAGGAAAUGAAGCGAGCACUGAGUGCAUUUUCAAAUCGUGAGGAACACUCACAGAACGAUAGCACCUUUGUUGUGCUCAUGUCCCAUGGGCUCCGAGAUAAAAUCUGUGGCAGACUUCACAACGAAUCCAAGGAAGAUACUCUUCAUAUUGACGAUGUCUUUAAUAUUUUAAACAAUAAGAGCUGCAAAGGAUUGAGAGGAAAACCCAAAAUUAUCAUCGUGCAGGCCUGUCGAGGAUCAAACCUUGGCUACGCCUAUGUUAAUGAUUCUGCUAAUGAUGAGCCUGUCGCUGAUUAUGAGGAAGAGGGACCCUUUUACAAAAUACACAAAGAGAGUGAUUUCAUCUGUUUCUGCUCCACCACCCCAGACAAUGUAUCCCUAAGGCAUGUACAAAAUGGCAGCAUAUUCAUCCAAUCAUUAGUCGAUUUAAUGAGGCGAAAUGCAGCAAAGUAUGACGUCGAGGAGAUUUUUUUCCAGGUCCAACAGUCAUUUCAUAACUUUGCCAGACAGCUGCCUGUGAAGGAGAGAGGCACACUGAUGAAGAAGUUUUAUCUGUUUCCCGGCAUUUAACACAUCAGUUUUCAGAAGUGGACUUCAAAGACUGCCCCCACACCCUGCAGCAGAAUAACAGAGAGUGCCCACAAAUUAAAAUUCCUUUCUGAUCUGCUACUGGCAUGGCAAAACAUCUAAGUUUGUUUGGAGAAUUAUUCUUUAAAGCUUUGGGGUCGAGAGGUUAAAUUGUGAUAAAAGAUGUAAUAUGCUAAAACUGAUGAAUGGUGCAUAGGUUAAAGGUUUCUUUGGAUCCUAAUUAUAAUCAUGCUAAAAUUAUUGGUGCUUUUAUUUGCUUUUCUGAAGCAUUAGUAAAUUUCUUUACCAAGACUCAAAUAGACCAGUGCAUUGCUAGUCUGAGUGAUUUACAAUCGUGUAUGUCACUGUCAGACUAUCAAACCUGCUGACCUGCUCACCCAGCUGAGAGACCCUACUUUCUGGGAACAUUCCAACAAACCUGUGGGAGAAGUUUAUCCAUAUAGCCCCUGCUUUCGCCCUGAUAUGACGUAUCUCCAUACUGGAAGUAAUAUCUUAAGAACUACACAGUCAGACCUUUCUUGGCAGGGGCAACAGGGUGACUUGCUAGUUAGCACUGUUGCCUCACAGCACUAGGGACCAGGGUUCAAUUCCAGAUUCGGGCGACUGUCUGUGUGGAGUUUGCACAUUCUCCCCGUAUCUGCGUGGGCUUCCUCUGGGUGCUUCAGUUUCCUCCUGCAGUCCAGGGUGGUUAGGUGGAUUGGUAAGCUAAAUUGCCAAUAGCGUUCAGGGAUAUGUGGGUUAGGCAGAUUAACCAUGGGAAAUGUAGAGUUAUAGGACAGGGGCGUGAGUCUGGGUGGGAUGCUCUUUGGAGAGUCAGUGUAGACUUGGUGGGCCAAUUAGCCUGUUUCUACACUGUGGCGAUUCUAUGGAUUGGUGCUAUAGAGUUAUACAGCGUGGAAACAGACCCUUAGUCUUGUUCAGGUUUCCUAAACUGAUCUAGUCCCAUUAGGCUGGAUUUAGCCCAUUUCUCGCUAAACCUUGCCUGAAAAUGUAGCUGUCCAAAUGUCGAAAUUGUACCUGCUUCUACCACUUUCUUUGGCAGCUCAUUCUAUACGUGACCAUAUUUUUUCUUGAGCUGGAUCUCCAUUGGGUUUCUAUCAUUAGGUUUUCAUUUUUCUUGCUGCCAUUGAUCACACCUUGCACACAGUGCUGUAGAUGCCAGUCAGUCAGUAAUCAGCCUUGCACCUUUCAGCACAAAAUGCAACAGAAAGUGUCCAGUUUCAGACUCUGACACCAACAGGAAGUGUAAGUGCUGCUUUAAGAAUCAACACAAGCACAUGUUUUGCUUCUUCCCAGGAAAUUCCAAGCUCCAAACCCCAGUGCAUCAUUGGAAAAGGCGUAGGCCAUUCAACACAUUGAGUUUGCGAUAAUGUUCAAUUCGCUAAAGGGGGAUAUCUUCUCUUAAAGUAGAUGCAAAAAAGUUUCAUUAGUUUGACUCCUGGGAUGAGAAAGAUGGCUUCAGAGGAGAUGUAGUAUGGAACUGUAUCCUUUGGCAUUUAGGUUGCCACAUUGAAAUGUUAAAAUUCUUAGAAGGUUUACUGAGUAGAUGUUGAGGAUGUUUCCCUUGGUUACAGAGGUUAGAACUAGGGGGCAUUGGUUGAUUCAGGAUAAAGGGUCAACUAAGAUGAGGAAAAAAUUUCUUCACUCAAAUGUCUGAAUCCUUGGAUUUCUGUAUCCCGAAUGACUGAGAAUGCUUCAUUAAAAUGUGUGUUCAAGACUGAAAUUGUUGGAUUUUGGAGAAUGAGUGAAUAUAGGGGUAUGUUGGAAAAUGGAGUUGGUGUGGAAGUUAAUCUGUUAUCAUAUCCAAAUGGCUGAGCAGAACUGAGGAGGCAAAUGUUCCACUGCAGCUUCUAUUUCUUACGAUCGGUUAGACCAAGUCUGCACUUGGAUUCCACUUACUCACCUCAGUUCCAAAGCUGGUGAUACCUUUAUCGCACACAACUCUAUUGAUCUCAGUCUUGAAGCUCCAAUUUACCCAGCAGCCAUAGCCAUUCCGAAGUGAGAAUUCCAUAUUUCUCCAACCCUUUUGUUUGGAAAAGUGACUUAUCUCUCAUUUUGAAAUUAUCUAUCUUCAUUCUUAUUUGACUUACCAUAGCAAAUAUUUUGUUUACAUCUAUCUUUUUGUAUUAUGUUAACAUUUUAAACAUCCUGAUCACAUCGUUCAUCAAACUCCUGUACUCAGGGGAGUACAAGCCGAUUUAUUGAACCUGUUCUCCUGUUUAACACUGUAGGCCAUUCUGGUGACUAUCUCUACGACCAGUAGAUCCUUCCUAAAUUACAGUGUGCAAAAUUGAAUGCAGUAAGGUCAGUUCCAAGGCUUUGUACAACAUGUACAUGCAAGUGCUUGACUAACACUUAACUAAGGACACAGCAGAAACUCAAAUUCUGUGAUUCUUCAGCUGAACAAAUAGUGAUUGGAAUCAAAAGUUUUGGGCAGCAGAGGGCAGUCACUACCAGACUUGGCCUGUUUUGUGUGAAAUCACUCAUGCAGUAACUUUGUUUAAUGAGGUGAGUCUGUGUUUACAUUGCUACUCUAGACUGAAGAUUCCAAUCUAUUUUAUUCUCAGUGAAAAUCUUACAGUAGUUGGAAAUGAUUGAAUUGUUGAGUCUAACAGCAAGGUAUUUUUUGCUUUCGCUGGUUCAUCUGAAUGUUGAUAAAGCUUGUUAGGUUAAUUCAUUUGCUGCUGUUUCUACUGAUUUUUAAAAAAUGAUACU